Messenger RNA from Nilaparvata lugens (brown planthopper), 1061 nucleotides. RefSeq lists its product as uncharacterized. The coding region runs from base 24 to 971 and encodes 315 amino acids. The record is from RefSeq and is a predicted model, not a curated record. Gene Ontology annotation, molecular function: cysteine-type peptidase activity. Gene Ontology annotation, biological process: proteolysis. The transcript has 2 exons. NCBI's taxonomy places the organism in Eukaryota, Metazoa, Arthropoda, Insecta, Hemiptera, Delphacidae.
ACAAAUGUAAUGAGAGAUUUUCCAUGUCUCUGAUAAGAAGAGUUAGCUCAAUCCUAACCUACAAGAAGAUAAUUACCCUUCCAUGUCCUCAACAGACUAAUAACUACGAUUGCGGUGUUUUUGCAAUGUAUUUUUUGGAAGAAGUAUUUAAAUAUAGGAAAAUGUGUAGUUCAACCUGUCUCGAGGAUGGUCUCUCUCUUAAUACAAACUUUGAUGCUACGGUAUAUAGGUGGAAGAUUCUGUGUAAAGUUUGUAAUUUUCUAAAACCCAAGUCUUGUGAUUUGUUAGUCUCUAAUGAUUCUCCAUGCAGUAAGAACAUAUCAUAUCCUAGCUCUAAACAGAUAACGAUUUCCAAGACUAGUGAUAUUUCUCUGGGAACUAAACUUAAAAAGUCAGCUAGCAUGAAACCAUUAAAAAACGUAGUCAGAAUCUUUGGCGACAGUCAUGGUCGUGAUUCAGUAGAUAAUUUGAAUAGAUCUGAACUUGAAAAGACAACUAGUGGUUUUAUCAUGCCAAGUGCCAAAUUCAACCCCAUAGUAAAUAAUAUUAAGAGUGGUACUAGAGAUCUAUCCAAUAAUGAUCAUGUGGUCAUUGUUGGAGGAGCAAAUGAUGUAUACUGUAAUCAAGCUGGUAGUUUUCUAAAAAGCAUGCUUUCUCUACUUCAGGUGCUAAAUUUUACAAAUGUAUUAAUUUCUACAAUACCAAUAAGAUAUGAUUUACCGGAGUGGUCAUGUGUUAACGAAGAGAUUAGAAAAACUAACAGUAGAAUAAAACAGUAUCGUGGAAGGAUGCAAAAUGUUAAGGUAAUAGAUCUUACUGAUCUUAAAAGAGAGCAUUUUACUAGGCAUGGGCUACACCUGAACUGGAGAGGCAAGAAGAGGAUGACUGAUAAAAUCAAAACAAUAUUAGAUGAAAAGGGUAAUAAUACAGUUAUCGAGCUUCAAUAUGACCUGAGUCAUCGGGGAAACUAAUUAGUGGUCCUGUUCAUAUAGGUAGAAACACAACGAUCCUAGAAUAUACUGGAAAACAGGACCGUAGCUCUGAUUUGAAGGUUUGCGCUC